GAAAAUUAGAGAAAAUAGUUUCCCAAUUACAUUUAUAUCACAACAAUAUUUUUUAAAAAUUUUGAUCUCAAAUUACAGAAUCUCGUUGACGUCAAUUUAAUCUCUAAAGAUUUUUAUUUCAAAUUUCAUAUAUCAAAAACUGACAAUAUUUAGACUUUUAUGACUCCAUUAAUUGUAUAAAAUGUCAUUUAUUGAUUCAAAUAAUAAAAGCUGGAAAGGUUACAACAUAUAAUCCCCAAGUCUCUUUGACUUCUUCUUCUUCUUCACUUCUCCAAUCAUUCACUUCUUUCAAAAGUCUCUCAUAACCUCUCACUUGACUUGUAUCUACCGAAGCUUCUUUGAUCUAAAAGUAAGUUUUCUCUGCCGCCUCUAUCUCCUCUUUUUCGCUGGUACUUUGUUUUGAGAUCUCUACACAUUUAGUUUUGUAUUGGUAUUGGUGAGGAUGACUUGUGCAAAACUCGCGGUCUCCUUUUGUUUCUUAAUAUUUUCAUUGAUUUUUUUUUGUCUAUAUAUAGAUUUUCCGAAGUUGUUUGCCGAAUUGCCGAUCACCAUAAACUUUUUAGGAGUAUGUAAUGAAAAGAUUUGAGUAAAAAGUACACUAAAGGUUCAUCGAUCCGUUUAUUGAUUAAAUUGUUUACUUUGAAUGAAGGAAAAAAAAUAUACUAAUUACAAUCAUGACAAAUGGUGGUGGUGGCGGCAACGGUGGUGGCGGAAACAACGGAGCAGCAAACCGGACGGAGGAGUUACAACCCCACCCGGUGAAAGAACAACUCCCCGGAAUCCAAUACUGCGUCAACAGUCCUCCUCCUUGGUUUGAAGCCGUAGUGUUGGGUUUCCAGCAUUAUUUGUUGAGUCUUGGCAUCACAGUUCUCAUUCCAAGUCUAUUAGUUCCACUCAUGGGAGGUGGUGAUGCAGAAAAAGUUAAAGUAAUACAAACAUUACUAUUUGUGUCUGGAUUAACAACAUUGUUCCAGUCUUUCUUUGGAACUCGAUUGCCUGUGAUAGCUGCGGCUUCUUAUGCCUAUAUCAUACCUAUCACUUCCAUCAUUUAUUCGACCCGAUUCACUUACUACACUGAUCCUUUUGAAAGGUUUGUGAGAACAAUGAGAAGCAUACAAGGAGCUUUGAUUAUAACCGGAUGUUUCCAAGUUCUUGUAUGUUUUCUAGGCGUAUGGAGAAAUAUUGUUAGAUUUCUAAGCCCACUCUCCAUUGCUCCUUUGGCAACAUUUACCGGAUUGGGACUCUACCACAUUGGCUUCCCUUUGUUAGCAAGAUGCGUUGAAGUAGGACUUCCUGGGUUGAUCUUACUUGUUUUUGUCACUCAGUACUUACCGCGUUUUUUGAAGAUGAAAAAAGGGGCGAUGAUUUGGGAUGGAAACAGAUGCGACCGCUAUGGGAUGAUGUUAUGCAUUCCAGUGGUAUGGUUGUUCGCUCAGCUACUCACAUCGAGUGGUGUUUAUGACCACAAGUCUCAGACUACUCAAACCAGUUGUCGUACAGAUCGUACUGGUCUCAUCACCAACACUCCUUGGAUAUACAUACCAUAUCCUUUUCAAUGGGGAAGCCCAACUUUCGACAUCACUGAUUCCUUUGCGAUGAUGGCUGCGUCUUUCGUCACUCUCUUCGAGUCGACUGGUUUGUUCUAUGCAUCAGCAAGAUAUGGAAGUGCGACGCCGAUUCCACCAUCGGUUGUUAGUCGUGGUAAUGGCUGGCUGGGAGUUGGCGUAUUACUCAAUGGCAUGCUUGGAGGCAUCACGGGGAUCACAACAUCAACAGAAAAUGUUGGACUUUUGGCAAUGACUAAGAUUGGGAGUAGAAGAGUGAUACAAAUAUCAGCUGCCUUCAUGCUUUUUUUCUCUAUUUUUGGAAAGUUUGGAGCGUUUUUCGCGUCAAUACCAUUACCAAUCAUGGCAUCUCUUUAUUGCAUCGUAUUGUGUUUUGUAUCUUCCGCGGGACUUAGUUUUCUACAAUUCUGCAACCUCAAUAGCUUCAACACCAAAUUCAUUGUAGGAUUUUCUUUUUUCAUGGCUAUUUCAAUCCCUCAAUAUUUCAGAGAAUAUUACAAUGGAGGUUGGCGGUCUGAUCAUCGCUCGAAUUGGUUGGAAGAUGUGAUAAGAGUGAUAUUCAUGUCCCACACAACGGUUGCGGCAAUAAUAGCGAUAGUGCUUGAUUGCACAUUGUGUCGUGAAAACGAUGAAGCCAAGAAAGAUUGCGGACUGAAAUGGUGGGAUAAAUUUCGACUAUUCAAUCUUGACGUGCGAAACGAUGAGUUUUACGGUCUACCUUGCAACCUCAACAAAUUCUUCCCUUCUCAUUGAAACUUUCACUAAUAUCUUCUUCUAUUCUUUUGUCUUUUUGAA
Molecule: messenger RNA, 2360 nt
Organism: Arabidopsis lyrata subsp. lyrata
Lineage: Eukaryota; Viridiplantae; Streptophyta; Magnoliopsida; Brassicales; Brassicaceae
Product: putative nucleobase-ascorbate transporter 10
Exons: 14
Coding region: 675-2318 (547 amino acids)
Biological process (GO): transmembrane transport
Cellular component (GO): membrane
Molecular function (GO): transmembrane transporter activity
Source: RefSeq, a predicted model, not a curated record